Molecule: messenger RNA, 424 nt
Organism: Myotis brandtii (Brandt's bat)
Lineage: Eukaryota; Metazoa; Chordata; Mammalia; Chiroptera; Vespertilionidae
Product: CD59 glycoprotein
Exons: 5
Coding region: 30-398 (122 amino acids)
Biological process (GO): negative regulation of activation of membrane attack complex
Cellular component (GO): plasma membrane
Molecular function (GO): complement binding
Source: RefSeq, a predicted model, not a curated record
CCUGGGCACACUGUAAGACUCUGUAGACAAUGGGAAGCAAAGGAGGGUUCACCCUGCUCGGGCUCUUGAUCAUCCUUUCUGUCCUCUAUGAUUCAGGUCAUAGCCUGCGCUGCUACAACUGUCCCAACUGGGUUGGUGCGUGCACUGUCACCACCAACUGUACCGCUAAUGAUGAUACAUGUCUCUGGGUCAAAGUCGACACACGGACAUCCUACCAGUGUUGGAAGUUUGAGAACUGCAACUACAAAGACCUCGCAAAACAAUUCGUAGGGAGCAAUCUAAAGUACAAUUGCUGCCAGAAGGACCUGUGUAACAGAAGCGGUGGGACGAGCAUAACGGGCACCAUGGCUCUGCUGGUGGCUCCGCUGCUCACAGCAUUCUGGAAACUUCUUAUCUAAAUCAAUACCAGGAGAGAGUCCCCUAA